Molecule: messenger RNA, 1269 nt
Organism: Gastrolobium bilobum
Lineage: Eukaryota; Viridiplantae; Streptophyta; Magnoliopsida; Fabales; Fabaceae
Product: increased DNA methylation 1-like
Exons: 1
Coding region: 1-1269 (422 amino acids)
Biological process (GO): negative regulation of DNA-templated transcription
Molecular function (GO): transcription corepressor activity; acyltransferase activity, transferring groups other than amino-acyl groups
Source: RefSeq, a predicted model, not a curated record
AUGAGGUGGAUCACUCUCAACCCACGAGUCAGCUUGAUCACGCCUCUUCCACUACAUUCAUUUCUGCUCAAACACAAGAAACAGAGGGCUGAGCCAAGAAAAUCCAAGAAAAGACAAUGGGAUUCAUGUGAUGAUGGUGAUGAUGAUGAGUGGAAUCCGGUGGGUCAAUCUCAACCCACGAGUUCCAUACGUGGUAAAAAAUGUAAAGUCUUACGAUCAAGGAAAAGGGUGAGGCAUGGAAGAUCACUGUUGGAUUGCCAAAGGGAAGCCUUGAGUAGUUCACAACAACAAAAUCAUCAUGUUGUUAUGCAGAGAGACAAUGUUUAUAAAGACAAUGACAACAUCUGUUCUAUAUGUCGUUAUGGUGGUGAAUUGGUACUCUGUGAUACAUGCCCAUCCUCAUUCCAUCUCAGUUGUCUAGGUCUUGAGCAAGUUCCUGAUGGUGAUUGGUUUUGCCCACCAUGUUGCUGCAAAAUAUGCAACAGACCAAAAUAUGGAGAAGAUUGUGCAGAUAAUGUGGAUUACAGUAUCCUCGUUUGUGAUCAAUGUGAGCACAAAUACCACAUUGGGUGCCUAAAGACUAGAGGCUUGACCAGUAACUUGGAAAACCACCCUAAUAAGAAUUGGUUCUGCAAUGCUCAUUGUGAGAACAUAUUUUUCAGUCUACAAAAGCUGAUAGGGAAACCAAUUCUCGUGGGUGCAGAUAAUCUUACUUUGAUAUUGUUGAAGACUCUGAAAAGUGAUAACCAUGGAGAUCUUACUUCUGAAGACCUUGAGCGCAUGAGUCAAAUUGAAAGCAAGCUAAGUGUGGCUCUUAGAGUAUUCCAUGAGUGUUUUGAUCCACUUAUUGAUGCUCUCACCGGGAGAGAUAUCAUAUCAGAUGUUAUAUUCAGCAGAGGUUCAGAACUUAAUGGUUCCAACUUUCGUGGGUUCUACACAGUGAUUUUGGAGAGGAAUGACCAAGUGAUUUCUGCUGCCACCAUAAGGAUUUAUGGUCAGAAGGUUGCUGAGCUACCAUUUGUUGCCACCAGGAGGAAGUUUCAAAGACUUGGAAUGUGUAGCAUCUUGAUGAAUGAGCUUGAGAAGCAGUUGACUCACUUGGGAAUUGAGAGGAUGAUCUUGCCUUCCUCUCCCAGUGUGAUAGACACUUGGACAAACUCAUUUGGCUUUGCAAGGAUGACAGAUUUGGAUAAGUUUCAAUUUCUUGACUAUACUUUUCUAGACUUCCAAGACACCAUUAUGUGCCACAAAUUAUUGAUUGAUUUGUGA